CUCUUUAUAACGGGACAGGAGUGAGCGCGAGACGCACGCGAUCUGAACCUGCAGCGCUCGAGCCCAGAGGAUAACAGAACACGCUCGCGAGGAAUCUUGAAGCUUACUACAAACUCUAAGCGUGAAACAGUUCACAGUCUUCUGAUUAUUAAAUGAUGGAGAUGUACCAGGCUGGUUAUUACACGGAGGACUUCAGGACUCAGGAGGUUCCUGUGGGAUUUGAUUUCAGUGCAUAUGACUACAAUGGUGAAGACCUGUCCUUUUUGUUAGACAGCAAAGGACCGGGCCAGUCGCAGUACACGGACACGUACGCAGAACCGCACAAGGAGCACGUCAACGCAUCCAAAGUUCACGUCACUGAUUCUGGACUAUUCAAUCUGGACACUUUCCCAGAGUUUAGCAGCUGGACAUCGUACACUAACGUUCCAGACAGUAUGGUGAUGGACAGACAGACAGGAGGUUUUCAGGAUUCAGCCACUCAGACGUAUCAGAGUCUGUUUCCGCCGUGUCCGUCGUCCCAGAGCGGCCCGUUCGGCUCGGCCGUGGACGCCAGUGGACUUUACCAACCCGCCAAAGAGCUCAAUCACAGAGCGGCGUCUGGUUUAGAGCACGCAGGUGAUGCAGAGAGGAGCUACGGUUUAUACGAGACGGAAACGCAAAGCAAAGCCGUACCGUACUGGACGGAUUACUCCUCAUCCGCUUACUGCAGCCAGCUGCUCGUUCAUCCUCCGUCAUCCUCGUCUCCGGCUCCUCUCACCUCCGAGGUGUUUUCUCCUCGGGUGGUGAAGAGACGCACCACGACGUCUCACAGAUUAGACCGAGAUGGCGAGGUGUCUCCGGGGAUGUCUGCUUAUCCAGGAUCAGGACCAAUUCAGCUGUGGCAGUUCCUCCUGGAGCUUCUCUUAGACUCGGCAUGUCACACCUUCAUCAGCUGGACCGGUGACGGUUGGGAAUUCAAAAUGUCAGACCCAGCGGAGGUGGCUAAACGAUGGGGUCAGUGCAAGAACAAACCAAAAAUGAACUACGAGAAGCUGAGCCGUGGCCUGCGCUACUACUACCACAAGAACAUCAUCCACAAAACGGCCGGCAAGCGCUACGUCUACCGAUUCGUCUGUGACGUGCAGAGUAUGCUCGGGAAAAGCGCUCAGGAAGUUCUGGCCAGUAUGAACAUCUCACCGGUGAACGCAGGAUCGCAGACACCGGCGAAGUCCGAGGAGACGGCAGACAUCUGGCAACAUUAGUGUACGAGGAGGCGUUCCAAAAUACGUCCACGUUUUAACACGUCCUCAUCGACUUGUUCUGGAAGUGACCUGUGAGCAAUCGCAGCACAAGUGGACGAGGUUUUGAUGCUAACUUGCUAGCUCGGGGACUAGGUAGUGCACUAAUUAGAUCAGUACUUCAUUGCUCACACUUAUACACGCCUUCGUCCACCAGUUUUUGGAGCGUAAACUGCAGCUUUGCCUUCUGGAUCAUUCUGAUGUAAAAGAACAGAUCUGAAGACGGGCAAGUGGACAAGGGGGAGACAAAAACAGUAUUGGAACACAGCCUUAUUUAAGGACUCAUUUUUCAGCACAGUUUUCUCUCUUCCGAACGGAGGACUUUAAUCUGUGGGCGGUGGGUCGCUAUGGAGACGUCUGUUUCCACUAUAAAGUGAAGAAAUAAUCAUUUUGAACUUUGUAUUUGCUCUUUUUACUCGGACUCUACAAAGACAUAAACUGGGAUGUUUGUGUGUCCAUUGAACCCGCGUCCUUCAGUAAUCAAUGCAAUUUGCCAUCUUUCAAAACAUAUCUACUCUGUGUAUAUAUAUAUAUAUAUAUAUAUAUAUAUAUAUAUAUAUAUAUAUAUAUAUUAAUGUGGUUAGCUACCUCUUUUAAGCAUCAAAACACCAACAAAUGAUGUACUUUGAAUAAUUUGUGUGAUUAAUUUGUGUCGCCAUCAGAUUGUGAAUUAGUGUAAAUAAAUUGUUAUAUAAAAGCA
Ictalurus furcatus (blue catfish) is the source of this 1977-nucleotide messenger RNA. RefSeq names its product ETS1-related protein (gene etsrp). Gene Ontology annotation, molecular function: DNA-binding transcription factor activity, RNA polymerase II-specific; sequence-specific DNA binding. Gene Ontology annotation, cellular component: nucleus. NCBI's taxonomy places the organism in Eukaryota, Metazoa, Chordata, Actinopteri, Siluriformes, Ictaluridae. The record is from RefSeq and is a predicted model, not a curated record. The coding region runs from base 153 to 1241 and encodes 362 amino acids. The transcript has 9 exons. Gene Ontology annotation, biological process: regulation of transcription by RNA polymerase II; cell differentiation.